Molecule: messenger RNA, 1571 nt
Organism: Pelobates fuscus (common spadefoot toad)
Lineage: Eukaryota; Metazoa; Chordata; Amphibia; Anura; Pelobatidae
Gene: HSD11B2
Product: hydroxysteroid 11-beta dehydrogenase 2
Exons: 5
Coding region: 103-1278 (391 amino acids)
Biological process (GO): glucocorticoid metabolic process
Cellular component (GO): intracellular membrane-bounded organelle
Molecular function (GO): 11-beta-hydroxysteroid dehydrogenase (NAD+) activity
Source: RefSeq, a predicted model, not a curated record
CUGUGGACUUUGUGCAAAAGUUCUGUCCUUUUUUUUCCAAAAUAGUUUCUGUCUCCCCCCACCCCCCUUUAUUUUUUACCCCACUGCCUGCCAAUCUGUGCCAUGGAACUGUUCAGCUCUGCCUCUCUCUGGGCAUAUGGCUCUGUCUGGCUCCUCUUCACUUUUCUUGCGCUCUUCAAACGUUCCAAUUCUGACAUGGUGCUAAGUCCCGCACUGGUGAUCUAUGUAGUUCUGCUUGUCUUGUUUGAGUGGUUCUGUCACAUGUAUCUUCCAGUCUUGGUGGGGAUUUUGCUUCUUAGCUCAGCCUGCUGGUAUAUCCUGGGCAUUGCUUCGCCAAGGAGAAUGCUGCCAAUUGCAGGAAAAACAGUUUUUAUCACAGGCUGUGAUUCUGGAUUUGGGAAGGCCACUGCUGAAACACUACAUUCUAUGGGAUUCAAAGUAAUCGCUAGUGUGUUGAACCUUGAAAGUCCGGGAGCCAAAGAUCUACAGAAGAGCUGCUCCAAAAGGAUGACACUUAUACAAAUGGACCUGACAAAGACAGAAGAUAUCCAGAAAGCUCAGCAAAUAAUAAGAAUGCAGACAGCUGAUACUGGUUUAUGGGCAUUGGUAAAUAACGCUGGAUAUUGUGCUCACUUUGGAGAUGCAGAGUUGACCAUGGAGUCCACUUACAGGGCUUGCAUGGAAGUGAACUUCUUUGGAACAGUGGAAAUUACUAAAGCUCUGCUACCUCUUAUACGCUAUGCCAAAGGAAGGAUUGUAACUGUGAGCAGUCCAGCAGGUGAUAUUUCAUUUCCUUAUCUUGCUGCAUAUGGUGCAUCGAAGGCUGCAUUGACCAGAGUUAUGGACUUAUUUCGUCAUGAGCUCUUCCCUUGGGGAGUCAAAGUCUGCAUCAUUCAGCCAGGCGCCUACAAAACAGGUGCCCAUUAUAACCCAUCCUACUGGGAACGUCAAAAUCAAAAGUUACUGACCAGGUUACCUACAGAGUUACUGCAAGAAUACGGGGAGGAGUAUAUUACAGACACAGUAAAUCAGUUUCUGGAAUAUGGAAAAAACGCCUGCACAGACAUCAGCCCCGUAACAAACAGCAUUCUAGAUGCGGUUCUCUCGGAGAAUCCAAAAGUAAAAUAUUAUGUAGGAAAAGGGAUCUGGCUGCUCUAUCUAAUAUUCAUGUAUGUACCAGAAAACAUCACUAGCCAAAUUGUCAGAAGUCUGUUUUCUAAACGCAAGUGUGCUCCAAGGUCUCUUAGGAAACAAAUGAAAAACAGUGGACAGGAUUAACACGCUAGGGAUUUAUUUUAUAUUUUUUAAUCUCAAGCGCACUUAAGCAGUUGAGAACCAAAAAGGCUGGGCAUUACAGCAAAAAUUUACUAUUUGAGUUGUGAAUUCUUAUGGCACUAUUUAGAGCAUUGAUUACUUUGGUCCACCUUUUUUGAUCUGAGAAACAGACUUCGAUUCUUUCUCCUUUCUAAAGCACAAAAAUACUACGGUGGAGAUAUCUGAAAAGACAUGUCUUAACAUUUUAGUGUUAUCCAAAAAUUGGAAGCCAUAACUGCACAUUUCAAUCUGAAACU